AUGGCCGCGGCGGCCGAGGCCGGCGGCAGCAGCAGCAGCCGCCACGAGAAGAGCCUGGGGCUGCUGACCACCAAGUUCGUGUCGCUGCUGCAGGAGGCCAAGGACGGCGUGCUAGACCUCAAAGCGGCUGCUGAUACCCUGGCUGUGAGGCAAAAGAGAAGGAUCUAUGAUAUCACCAACGUUUUGGAAGGGAUCGAUCUCAUUGAGAAGAAGUCAAAAAACAGCAUUCAGUGGAAAGGAGUAGGUGCUGGUUGCAAUACAAAAGAAGUCAUAGACAGACUGAGAUACCUAGAAGCUGAAAUUGAAGAUCUGGAGCUAAAAGAAAAAGAAUUGGAUCAGCAGAAACUUUGGCUUCAACAAAGUAUCAAGAAUGUCAUGGAUGACUCUACAAACCACCAGUUUUCAUAUGUCACCCAUGAAGAUAUCUGCAACUGCUUCAAUGGAGACACACUUCUAGCAAUUCAAGCACCUUGUGGUACACAGUUAGAAGUACCUAUACCUGAAAUGGGACAGAAUGGACAGAAGAAAUACCAGAUCAAUCUUAAAAGUAGUUCAGGACCUAUCCAUGUGCUGCUUAUUAAUAAGGAAUCAAGCUCCUCCAAGCCUGUGGUGCUUUCCGUUCCUCCACCUGAUGACCUUGCACAGCCCACAUCUCAACCUGCAGCUGCAGCAACUCCCCUUAAACCUGCUACAGCUCCUCAAAGUCCAGCAGAACAACACGAUCUGAAGCAAGGACAAGAGUUACCGCAAACAUCGGAUGCGGACACACCAUCAGAGGGCUGUGUGCAGCAGAGCAGUACCACCUCAGCAGCUCCUUACUCCAACCUUCCAGAGCCCGUGCUAUACCCCAGCCUUGCAGGGGAUGUCGCCCAAGGUACAGCUAGCUCCAACGACUACCAGGGCUUGCUGCCCCUGGAUGUUAACUGUAUUCUCAAGCCAAACUCAUUCGACAUAGCCAAGAUGGAGGAGCCCACAGGGAACAUCAGUGGGGAUAUCAUUGAUGAACUCAUGUCUUCUGAUGUUUUCCCUCUCUUACGACUCUCUCCUACUCCCGGAGAUGACUACAACUUUAACCUGGAUGAUAAUGAAGGAGUCUGUGAUCUCUUUGAUGUGCAGAUACUAAAUUAUUAGAUAUUGUGUCAACCAGACUACUUAUCUACCUCUAACUAUAACAUUCUAGACUUCUUCAUAACCUAAGUAUUCGAAUAAUGAAUGUAUAACUUCUUAGUUCACUGACUCUGGGAGUAUAUUUCCUUUUGCUUCCUUUACUUCACAAAACAAAUUCAACAACCAGAAAAAAGGGCUUCUAUGAAAAAUUCUGGCAUGUUUUUUUUCACCAGAGUGUUAUCUGUGUAAUCCAGUUAUUUGGAGUUUUCUUAAGUAAGAAAAGUGAAAACGCUUUAUAGCCUUUUGAUCAUUUUUAAAGAAAUGAUUAGGCUGCUUGCUCAGUUAACAGCAUUUUCUUCAAAGCUUUACUGCCAAGAAGCUUUCUAAUAUUUUAAACCUUUCAAUCAGUUUUGAAGCUUUCACUGCCAAGCUGAAGAGUGAAGGGUAUCAACUCGAGUUAUGAUAAGUUGUUUCAGUGAACCAAUUUUGUGAAGUGCCUUCUGUUUUAGCACUUUAAGUUUCUCACACUGACUUCUGACAUUCCACUUUCCUAGAGGAUAGGAAAGGUCUGUUUGUAGUUUGUAUUAA
Messenger RNA from Indicator indicator, 1695 nucleotides. RefSeq names its product E2F transcription factor 5 (gene E2F5). Gene Ontology annotation, cellular component: RNA polymerase II transcription regulator complex. Lineage: Eukaryota; Metazoa; Chordata; Aves; Piciformes; Indicatoridae. Gene Ontology annotation, molecular function: DNA-binding transcription factor activity, RNA polymerase II-specific; protein dimerization activity; RNA polymerase II cis-regulatory region sequence-specific DNA binding. Gene Ontology annotation, biological process: regulation of transcription by RNA polymerase II. The record is from RefSeq and is a predicted model, not a curated record. Bases 1 to 1131 code for a protein of 376 amino acids. The transcript is spliced from 9 exons.